Molecule: messenger RNA, 856 nt
Organism: Procambarus clarkii (red swamp crayfish)
Lineage: Eukaryota; Metazoa; Arthropoda; Malacostraca; Decapoda; Cambaridae
Product: cerebellin-1
Molecular function (GO): protein binding
Source: RefSeq, a predicted model, not a curated record
GCAACUCGCCCAAGACGUUACUAUUACUUGGACGUUAGAGAGAAGUCGUGUGUGGUGCAUUCUUAAUACGAGGUUACAAGUAGAGACACUGACGGCCUAGUGGUCAGUGUAGCUCUUAUCCAGCACCGUGAUAAUGAAGUCUCUUGUGACGUGCGUUAUCCUUGCUUUGGUGACCGGUGUCAUCGAAGCGCAAAGUCCCUUCUCAACCCCUGUGGCUUCAGAUGUUACUACCACAGAUGCUACUACCACAGAUGCUACUGUUACUACCCUCGUGAAUGCAACUCUCCAAAAGUAUGUUUCUAUUAAUGCUACUAUAGUUAUAAGUGAAGGAAGUGACAAAUCUACCGUGGAAGCGAGACAACUUUACGGACCAUCGCUGCAGUCUGCUUACUUCCCAGCGCCGUUGCGACCUGUGGCCUUCACUGUAAGGAAAGCUACGGAGACCCUCUACGCCUUCGCUCAUCUUCACUUCCGGGACGUGUUGACUAACAUCGGCAACGCCUGGGACCCUGAUACGAGCGAGUUCAUAGCACCGUACCACGGCGGUUAUUUCUUCCAGUUCCAUGCUGUAGGCGGCCGGAACAGUGACUUCACAGUGGCCCUAACAAAAAACACCGUUUACCAGGUGACUGCUUAUGGCACAAGGCAGAGCUUCGAGCACGGGUCAAAUUCAGUGUUUCUGGAGCUUCGCAGCAUGGACAGGGUAUCUCUAGAGCUGCAGCAAGGGGCUAUCUACGAGCACCCAGGCAACGAGGCCUACACUACAUUCACGGGUUUUCUGCUCUUUCCAUUAUAAGUACCUGUGUCAGACUCUAAAACGGUUUCACUUGUUUUGAACUAUAUAAAGUUUCUAAUU